CUAUAAAAGCAUUUCAACUAACCCGACUCAAUUCAGUUUGCUAAUGUUAGCUGACUGAACAGUAUUCCAGCACUCAAUAAACAAUUAAUCUCAAAGAUGUCACACAAGGUUGAAGCUCUUCCCGAUUCUUAUGCCGCUCUGGGCGAGGGACCCCACUGGGAUGUGGACCGCCAGAGUCUGUACUACGUGGACCUCGAAUCAGCCGGCAUUAAUCGCUUCGAUUUUAAGCAGAACAAGGUGUACAAGGCGAAAAUCGAAGGCGAGGUCUUUGCCUCCUUUAUCCUGCCGAUUGAGAACAGGCCGCAGGAGUUUGCUGUGGGUUGCACCCGGCGCACAGUCAUCGUCCAAUGGGACGGAGUCUCGGCGGUGGCCAAGGUGGUGCGCACCCUAUUCGAGGUCCAGCCGGAUCACGAGGACAACCGAAUUAAUGAUGCCAAAACCGACCCGAAUGGACGUUUUUACGGCGGCACCAUGGCCGACAAAGGCGACAUCUUCACCCAAUGGAAGGGUGAACUUUAUUGCUGGCAGGCCGGCGGUCAGCCAAAGGUCGUAAGGGAGAAGGUGGGCAUCUCCAAUGGCCUGGCCUGGGAUGUCAAGGCCAAGAAGUUCUACUUCAUCGACACAAACAACCACGAGGUGCUGGCCUAUGACUACAAUCAAACUACCGGAGACAUUAGCAAUCCAAAGGUCAUCUUCGAUCUGCGAAAAAUCCGUCCCGAGGGUCCAUUGUUCCCCGAUGGCAUGACCGUGGAUACAGAGGGAAAUAUCUACGUGGCAACCUUUAACGGAGGCACCGUCUUCAAGGUUAAUCCAAGCACUGGCAAAAUCCUAUUGGAGAUCAAAAUUCCCACCACUCAAAUCACCUCGGUGGCCUUUGGAGGUCCCAACUUGGAUAUUCUGUAUGUGACGACCGCCAACAAGUUCGACCAGCCAAAACCAGCUGGAACCACCUACCAGGUCACUGGGCUCAAUGCCAAAGGUUACCCCGGCGUCAACUUGAAGAUCUAAAUUACAGACUACUUGUAAAAGGUAUUGUAGUUUAAAUAAAUGAGCCCUAAUAGUGUA
Molecule: messenger RNA, 1065 nt
Organism: Drosophila gunungcola (fruit fly)
Lineage: Eukaryota; Metazoa; Arthropoda; Insecta; Diptera; Drosophilidae
Gene: smp-30
Product: regucalcin
Exons: 3
Coding region: 97-1008 (303 amino acids)
Biological process (GO): L-ascorbic acid biosynthetic process
Molecular function (GO): gluconolactonase activity; calcium ion binding
Source: RefSeq, a predicted model, not a curated record